Messenger RNA from Gallus gallus (chicken), 4533 nucleotides. RefSeq names its product vacuolar protein 8-like. The record is from RefSeq and is a predicted model, not a curated record. Gene Ontology annotation, biological process: nucleus-vacuole junction assembly; proton transmembrane transport. The coding region runs from base 464 to 2191 and encodes 575 amino acids. NCBI's taxonomy places the organism in Eukaryota, Metazoa, Chordata, Aves, Galliformes, Phasianidae. Gene Ontology annotation, cellular component: vacuolar proton-transporting V-type ATPase, V1 domain. Gene Ontology annotation, molecular function: proton-transporting ATPase activity, rotational mechanism; protein binding; protein-membrane adaptor activity. The transcript has 14 exons.
ACACAAGGUGGUGCUUUACCUUUCAUGUGGAAAACUGCCUUACAAAAACGGACGUUGUUUUUUUCAUCACCCCAUUGCUUUUCUAGCCUCAUGAAGACUUCGGUGGAUACUCCAGGAGUUAAACUCUGUUCUCCAUGGAAUGGGUUUAGGUCAUCAUCUUAUUUUUCUUCAAGAAGAGGGAGGGUGUCUGAGCGUGGCUCAGGUUCGGCCUUUUCAGUAAUAUUUCAUAGACUGGGAGAUCCACAGAGGUCUGUUUUGUUGCGCAAUGUAGCUUUUUCGGUGCAGAAGCUUGUCUCCUUCACAGCAGCAGCACAUAGUGUCAUGCUGACAUCUGUAACACCGGGCAAACACCAAGGUGGCAAGUAAGUGCAAAACGUGGACAAGCUGGGAAGAAACUUUUCUUUUUUCCAUCUCUUUCCAUUUCCUCUUGUGUUGGUUUUUUUUUGCUGCUGUUGGAGCAAGAAUGGGUCAGCUGUGUGGACGGUGCAUGCAGCUGCUGCGUGACUUUGUGGCCUUAGUUCAGAAGAUGUCCUCAGAGCUGGUGCACAGCAUAAAGGAAUGCUUAGCUCUGAUAAGCGAGUGCUCCUGCUUGAAACAGAAUGGCUCAAAAACCAGGCAGCUGUACAAGCCCGUCCUGCAGCCUCAUGAGCGGGUGACAGCACAGGAAUUUCUGCAGCAAAUUGAAAGAGGUUUUGAAAUGUCACCACUGGGAAAGGACCCUCUGGAAGCCUUGAGGAUCUUAGCUUUUUCAGAAAACCCAGGUCUACAGCAGUCUGCUGCUCUCUAUUAUUUGCAUAUGAGCCAGCACAUGAAUGUUCCCCUGCCAGCAGAGCAUCUGGAGCCCUUCUAUGCCUUACUACGGUCUGCUGACCUGGAGGUGCAACAGGUGUCUUCCUUGUCCCUUGUCAACUUUUUGCUGGAAGGAAAUAUUGACAAAGAAAUGGUUGUCCAAAUGGGUUUGCUUGAGCCAAUUCUGGAUCUACUUGAGUCAGAGGAUCCCACUGUCCAGUGUAAUUCCUGUGCCUGCACAAUGACUUUGGCUGUUUCAGAAUCCAACCGAGAGGCUAUCGGCGCUGCUCGAGGAGUUACACCUUUACUGUCUCUUGCCAAUUCCUAUGAUCCUAGAGUACAACAAAAUGCAGUUGGUGCUAUUCUCAACCUUACUCAAUCAGAGAGGAUCCAACUGGUCUUGUGCAAGGAGGGAGCCCUGCCAGUUCUCACCUUGCUGCUGGAGUCCCCUGACUCAGAAGUGCAGUAUUAUAGCUGUGCUGCCCUAAGCAACAUAGCAGCCAACGCUCAGCACCACGAGGCCAUGCUGAGAAUUGGUGACAGAUUCCUGCUGCGCACACUCAUCUCUCUUCUGUCCUCCUCUGUGGACAAGAAGGUUUCAAGCCAGGCAUGUGUUUGCCUAAGAAAUUUGGCUACCAGGGCAGACACACAGGCCAAGCUGGUUGCCAAGGAUGUCCUGCCCAGGCUGUGCUCUCUCCUUGUGUCCAGCAGUGAGGAUGUGCGUCGUGCAGCCGUCGCUCUGCUCUGGGUGCUGUCCCAGUACCCACACAACCAGGAUCCUCUGGUGUGCACUGAGCUACUGCAGAGCCUGGGGAUGCUCCUAUCAGUGCACACAACAGACCAUGUGAUUGCUGGCCACGCUGCUUGCAUCAUCGAAAACCUGAACCUUUCCAAGAACAGACAGAGAAUCAUUGAGAGCCCAUGUGUUGAAGGUCUCCUCCAGACCAUGCUUUCUAUUGACAUUCAAGAAGACUCUCUUCAUUAUGUGACAUCUUGCCUUGCUGAGCUGGCAAAGCAAGAAGGAGCCACGUUACGCAUGGUCAAAUGGAUAGAUGAACCCUUGACAAAGCGCUUGGUGAGGCUGGCUGGCCAACGGGAACAUACCGAGACAUCCUUUCGAGCUGCCUCCAUCAUCCAGCACAUGAUAGAUCACGAAAAGAUGAUGCUUUUGUUGAAGUGUCACAUCACUGAGAUUCAGGCCUACCUUAGGAGUUUUCUUACCCACCAAGAGGUUCGCUUCCAGCAGCUGGCCAUUUCCACAUUCUGCAGACUGCAGGCAGAUCCAGAAUUCUCAUUAGCAUUCAGGGAAAGCCAAAUGGCCAAACUCCUCGAGCAAGUCCGUCAACAGACAGAAGAAACUCAAGAGCUCCUUAAGGCAGCUAUUUGCCAUGCAGACAGUUAAUAUUUAAACUGGAUAGCUUACAAAAACUUACCAGAUCCAAGAGCCUGAACUUUUAGAGAUGACUGCCUUCAUUGGUUCCUGUAGCUUAACCGCUUCUUUUACUUGCAGUUUCCUGGUAUGAACGUGGUGCACAGCACCUUUAUAAAGCAGAGAUGUUCUGAUAACAGGAACAGGACCAGAUCAAAAAGCAAACACAGUAUAACAGCUGCCAUGAAAGACUUGUGAAAUGUGUAUAUGAAGCCAGAAAUCUAAUGUCAAUGGCAUAUUAUUUCCAUAGGUACUUGCAAAAGGGAAAGUGAACCAAUUUGACAAGAUUACACAUUGAUCUUACACUCUGCUAAUUCAUUUUAAAAGAAGUUAGAGGACCAAAACAUGUAAUAGUAUGGUUAGCUCUAAAUUUAACUGUCUUGAAUUCUUGAUGUGUAUACAGGUGCAGACUGCUCCCGCCUUCCCUCUUCUCCAGGGGCAGUGAAUCUGUCUCAUGGAUCUUCUUGCCAAUCAGAACAGUAUUUUUCAGAAAAAAACAAAAACAAACCCAUACCAAAGUCCAGAGCCUUGAACUUAUGGGGCACUACUUUUUUUUUUUCUUUUUUUUUAAAUGUUUUUAAUGUUUUAACUUCUAGGAGAAAGCUAAUCUAUUAAUAGUUGUCUACUACUACUACUACUACUACUAAUUCAAUAGUAAUCUAAUUCCUCCUUUAAUCAAUACACUUCUUUUUUUUUUAAUUCAAGAAGCUGGUUGGAGCUUCCUGUUGGACUGGAUGGAAUACUGAAGUUUUAGGACAAUUCAAUUGGCCAAUCUCUCUGCUCCCAGAUUGCACAGUUUCUUACAAAAAUAAAUAAAUAAAUAUACAGCUUUAGAGUUGCUAUUGGCUACAGACAUGGAAUACAAAUUGAGUGAGAUGUAGAAAAAGAUCUGCCAGCUAAGGUCUCACUGUAACAUUUUACUUUGGUCCAAAUCUCUAAGGUGAGCUUAGGAACACGGGGAGACAUUUUAUUUGGGUAAAGUUUCAUUUCAGUAACGGCAAGUUCUCUCCAAUUAUAAUGUCUAAAAGCAACGAAACAAACCAACCCACCCAGCCCCAAACAGUUAAAAUCUUCUCUACAGCACAGCAAAAAGACUUGUUAAAGAACAGAUAGCUCUCGGAUAAAACAGUAUGGAAUUUUCAAUAUUCAUGUAUAGCAGACAGGAAAUGUCUUUAGAAACGCCAUGUGGAAGACUCAUGCACCUGAUGAUGUUGGUGCAGUUGGGUUCUUAGAACAGAGGACCGAAAGGAGCUGACUGACACAGCUAGGGAUGAAAGCAGGAGAUCUCCAACGUCAGGCCACCUCCUUGGACGAUCAUUUUCCAAACAGAAAACCAAUGCAACUUUUUAUGACCACUGUGGCGUAAGUGAAGACUUUCGAGUGUCCUCUCUGUUUUUCUUAGCUAUUUAAUUGCAAACGUUACUUCAACGUCUUCGCAAGAAACAUAGUUGUUGUGAAAGGUCACUCACUACUCCAUACCUUCAGAAAAGCUUUAAUUUCUACAACUGCUGAUUCUACCUCACAGAGCCGUUGACUCCAAAAGUACAAAUAACAAAACAGAUGCAAUAGCAGGCAAAAAAGCUGGCAUUCAUUUUAUACUGUACUUAUUACUGAUAAUGAUAUUCAAAUCCUCCAGCAUUUAAAGAAGGGGUUAUACCCAACACUUAAAAUCUUCGUUUUUUUGGUUUUUUUUUUCAUAUUUUUGGGGUCUCACACCUACAUCUAUACCCAUUCUGUAGACUUUAGUUUGCAUGUUGGGUCCUUGAAAGAUAGCAUGUAUUUUCCCCUUUUAUUUGAAGAAGCCUGGAAUGAAUAUAAUUAUACAUUGUUUUGUUUGCAGUCCAGUGCAAAAACCACAUGAGAAACGAAGUAAUCUUCAUCUCUAUGCUUUAAACAGCAAAGUGAGUGUUCUGAUGCCUCACAAAAAUACUUGAGAUCAAUACAGCUUAUGCCUGAGCCUAAAUGAAUCCUCAGACAAAAGAAAAAAUGAAGCUAAAUCUUACUGGCAACUACUUUGUUCUGUUCAUAGCUGUAAGUAACCCUGUACUGAUUUUUCAGUAAAGAGAUCAGAGGAAACUAAAAACUAAAGAGGUUUUAGGCAUAGCAGGAACACGAAGAAGAGUUUUCCAUCACAGACUGACUCCUGCUUCAAGUAUGCAAGAAAAUCAAAGCAGAAAUAGAAAUAUUUCAAACAAGUUUUAUUUGGUACUCACAUGCUAUAAAGGUUUAAAGGAAAACUACAUAUUUUGGACACUUUAAAAUAUUGUGGCUAUGUACAUGGAAAAUUAAAGAAAGCAAGUAUGGAACCCAAUUAA